This is a messenger RNA of Pieris brassicae (large cabbage white), 3744 nucleotides long. It is a transcript of the gene NGR-A8, whose product is annotated as G-protein coupled receptor dmsr-1-like. NCBI's taxonomy places the organism in Eukaryota, Metazoa, Arthropoda, Insecta, Lepidoptera, Pieridae. The record is from RefSeq and is a predicted model, not a curated record. The transcript has 7 exons. Bases 155 to 1441 code for a protein of 428 amino acids. Gene Ontology annotation, biological process: G protein-coupled receptor signaling pathway. Gene Ontology annotation, molecular function: G protein-coupled peptide receptor activity. Gene Ontology annotation, cellular component: membrane.
AACGGGCCGCUUCUGAAGCUCGCUACGGCCGCUCAUUUGCAAAACUCUGACAAAGUGCUAAUGUAUUUGCUAUUUAUGUUUAAGUGACUUGUGAUCAACUUUCUAGUAACAAUUUUACUUUGAAAAGCUUGCCCCGCCGCAUGACUCCGUCAUAAUGACGAACAACUCGCAAACUCUAGUCGACAUAUUCAAUGAAAUACUCGCUGCAUCUGGGAACUCAUCAGACAUAACUAUCAAUCAGACAAAAAUAUUAUCUGCACUAAAGGAACAAGCGUCUAAAGAUAGUAUCAAAGUGAAUAUUGGAUCUGUGUUAGCCAAAGUCGUGAAUGAUGCUAAGUUUAACCUGCCGAAGAAGCCGGAGUCCUGCGGAUACUGUGAUGGUGACUUCAGAGAUGUUGUGGAAGCUUACAAUGGCAUUCACGGAUAUGUCAGCUUAAUAGUUUGUACAAUUGGCGUGCUGGCAAAUACAAUGAACGUAGCAGUUCUUACCCGACGAGAUAUGGCCGCAGCGCCAAUCAAUCGUCUACUGAAGUGGCUGGCGGUUGCUGACGUUUUUGUGAUGCUGGAAUAUGUCCCAUUCUCCAUAUAUAAAUACCUGCUUCUUCCGGAAACACUGGACUUUUCAUAUUCCUGGGCGAUGUAUCUGCUGUUCCAUAUGCAUUUUGCGCAGAUAUUGCAUACAGCCUCGAUUUGCCUCACAUUAUCGUUAGCUAUAUGGAGAUAUAUUGCGAUAAAAUACUCAGAUCGGAGUCACAUCCUAUGCACCGAGAGGCGCUGCAGUAUCGCAAUACUGAGCAGUUUCAUUCUGCCACCUAUAUUAUGCAUACCAACAUUCAUGGUAUUUGACAUUCAUACACAAAAUGUUAGUGACACUCGGGGACGCCCUGAAUUAGCAUAUCACGUAGAUUCGAACAACCAAGGUAGCCUUUACCAAUUAAACUUCUGGGUCCACUCCGUGUUAAUCAAACUGCUGCCAUGUUCGAUUCUAACAAUUAUAAGCCUUUGGCUUAUUCGAGCAUUGUAUAGUGCUAAUCAACAUCAAAAGAAUUUAAGAAACUACAGCUCAUGUCCCGCCGCCGAGAAAAUGGUAAAGCGGCAACAUAAAGCUGACAAAAGGACUGAUAGAACUACAAAGAUGCUGCUCGCAGUCCUACUUCUCUUCCUAGUGACGGAGCUUCCGCAAGGGAUUUUGGGGCUGAUGAGCGGGUUGCUGGGGUCAUGUUUCUUUAAACGUUGCUAUGGACUGUUUGGGGAGUUAAUGGAUUUCCUGGCAUUACUGAAUGGAGCGAUAAACUUCAUCUUGUAUUGCUCGAUGUCACGUCAGUUCAGACAGACGUUUCGGCAGCUAUUAUUGCAAAAACACUUUGCUAGAUUCCUUCCAGCCACCGCCUCGCAUUCGGAUUCGCAUAACCAGAACACUAUCAAGACAUCCGUGCCUUGAGGGCGGGCGGCACAAGGCAAUGUUCCCGUAGUUUGUGAACAUUACCUGUGAAUUAGGAUCAAAUACUCGGACAUGGUGAAAUGUGAGAUUAUUUUAGAACAUAAUAUAAGUUUUGUGCAUUUAUAUUUCGUACAUUUUAACAUGUAAACGCUUUGAGAUAUAAACAUUACAAUUUCAAAUUGUCGUUGGAACACGCUAUUGUAUAGCUGAAAUGCCUUUAUGGCAUAAUAAAAUUUUAAUACACCAUAUUGAGGGUACUAUAUAAUUUUUUCAAUGUGUAGAUUAGAACUAGUAUACGAAAAGCUACUAAAAGCUAGACUUUAUGAUACAAUAAAUUAAGUCGUGUAUCUGGAAUGUUUCGUUGUGUAUAAGUUGACUAGUAUAUACACGUAUAUAGUGUAAAUAAGCACGUAAUCGUUUGACGAUUUAACCUAAGUAUAUAUUCAAGUGAAAAAAAGGGCAAAUGUAUACACACCAUAAUAAGCGUUAUUGUUGUAUACUUUUAAACGCGAAACAAAGACUUAAUCAUAUGCCUAGAACAAACGAGAAGUCGCACGAAACUAUCAGCCAAUCUUCUUAAUCGUUAACUAUAUUAUUAUAAGUUUAAUAAGAAUUUGUGACUUGACUAUGAUCUCGCAAUAAUGUGUAAUAAUUUAUAUUAAUUUUAUCUUUUUAUUUAUGACCUACCAAUGCUUGCUAAAACCUACCUAAAAUCCUUAGAAGACACUUUUGCUUAUAGGUAGAACUUGCCGAAGCCAUUAAGGCUCGUUAUCGCCGGUAAUAACUUUAGUAACAAGUCUGCGUCGGUACUCUGUAACUUUUGUAAGGUUAUUGAAUGCAAUUUCGAUAUAGUUUUUCAAAAUCUGUAGCGCGGAUGUCGCCUUUCGAAUGCGCGGUACAAACACUCAAAAAUUAGGUCGGUAUUACUAUUGCAAUUGAUUGUUUCAGAAUACUGGUAAUAUAAUCAAUUCGCGUUGACUACUUUAAAUAAAUCGUCUUAAUCGUCAAAAGGCUUUUGUUAUAUAAAAUAGACAGGUAAUAAUUAAUACUUAUAUAUUCCCCUAAUUUUGACAUUCACCUGUAAUUGCUAUGGCUAGGUGUAAAGAGAGACCAACAUGAUCUAGAUUUUGCACUGAAGAAUGUUACCGUGACCUUUAUGACGAAUCACUUAACUCUUAAGACCUGGGUCUCUCGACGUGUUUGUAUGCAAAGUUCGAUGUAGUUCUCUCAAUAUCUGUGGCUUUGACGUCGUAACCUUCGCGGAUCGUUCGGCACAAAAACUCAUUAUUAAGAUCGGAAUCGGUAUUGAAGGUUUCAGAACUAAGGAGCGUAUAUACUAAAAGCAGAUAUAUCAUCGGACAUAAAUCUAUAGCACAAAUAAUACUUGAAUUUAAUGUAUACGAUAGAAUUAGAAGCGGAGACCUGAACUUACAAAUUUAAAAAAAAUAAUUUCUAAAUGAUUGAAGAAUACUUGAUAAAAAUAUAGAGAAGUUUCUGUUAACAGAUACCUAAAGAAUACACAAAAAAGGCAAGAAAUCAGCAUGAAUUAUAAAUUAUUCACACCUGUGGUGCAUAAAAUAACUUUAUUAAAACCGGGUAUACAAAUACAAUAUUACAGUAUAUAGUUACGUAUAAGUACGGCAAAACACUUAAAGCUUAUGGUGACGUCGUCACACCGCCGAGCCAUGUCAAUUGAAAGGUUUGUGAAUCAUUCAUAAAUGUUGCUUUAAUUUGUACGCAUUAUAUGGUAUUUAGUUUAAUCUAAAAUUCUAUUUUAUAAAUUCAAACUCAAACUUGAAUGUUGCGACAUAUUAUUAAGAGCCAGUUAAUUUAUUUAUGAUUUUAUUGUCUCCAACAAAUUGUAUAUUGACGAAUAUCAUAACUAUAAUUUCUACAAAGGCGUCACAGAUUACAUUAAGUUUAGAAAUAUGACAUUGAAAUUUGACAAUUGUUAACUAACCACAUAUUAUACAAUCCUGUAGUUGCUUCUUACUUAUAUUAAAUCUAGUCUUUGUAUAUUCAUAAUUCAGACUGCUGUAUCAGAACUGUGAAAGUAUUUUUUUACAACCAAGUUGAAUUCGUUAAAUCCGAGAAUCAAGCGUUAUCGGAAAAAUAUAAAUGUACUUUGUUGUAUUUGAUAUUAAUUGUCAACGAUGUUAGAAACUUAAGGUAAUAGCAUAUAUUAUAAUAAUAUGCUUUAUGUGUUUUCUAAUAUAAAUAAUUUUAUACGUAAAGGAUUGGGGUGAAAUUUGGCUUGAUAAUGGACUAGUCAACAUUAUUUAUAAGUUUUAUGUAUAUUUAUU